This is a messenger RNA of Zeugodacus cucurbitae (melon fly), 1037 nucleotides long. RefSeq names its product 23 kDa integral membrane protein-like. NCBI's taxonomy places the organism in Eukaryota, Metazoa, Arthropoda, Insecta, Diptera, Tephritidae. Gene Ontology annotation, cellular component: membrane. The transcript is spliced from 5 exons. The coding region runs from base 119 to 808 and encodes 229 amino acids. The record is from RefSeq and is a predicted model, not a curated record.
UAUCGAACGACAGUAAUACGUGUGAGGUCUGCUGGAAAACGUGCGUAGCAAUAUUCGCUUUACCGUUAUAAACAAAGAACACAAAGAGGAAGGAAAAAUAAGUUAAUUACACAAAAACAUGGAUUGCGGUGGUGUUCUAGUGAAAUAUGUGCUUUUCAUAUUCAACAUACUCUUCGUAGUAUGCGGUAUACUGCUAAUUAUCUUUGGUUCCAUAUUAGUGUCACACAUACAGCAAGUUGGUAGCGUGGCGCAAACGUUUGAAGCUAACAGUGUUCCAAUCGCUAUACUUAUACUAGGAUGUGUGAUAUUCAUUAUUUCGUUUUUGGGUUGCUGCGGUGCAAUACGCGAGGACACAUGUUGUACAAUGACGUACUCCGUCUUUAUGCUCGUCCUCCUGCUGGCACAGAUUGCAUUAGUGAUACUUGUGUGGACACAGCGUGCAAAGUUCCUCACAUAUAUGGAUAAAGUUGUGGAAACAAUUUGGAAGCAGCACACAACAGAUCAAAAAGUAAUGGACGCUUUACAAUUGACGUUUAAUUGUUGUGGUUCAAGCGGUGCAGAGGAUUACUAUAAGAAUUUGCAAACAAUACCCAAUUCUUGUUGUGGUGCCAACGCCAUAUCUUGUUCCAUGUUAGAAGCUAUGACGAAACCUGGUUGCAAACAAGCAUUCAAUUCAUUUUGGGAUAAAAGCAUAAAUAUUGUACGUUAUGCUGGACUCGGCGUUGCAGCUGUUGAAUUAGUGGCAUUUAUUUUCGCCUGCUGCUUAGCGAAUCAAGUGCGCAACAAUAUAAGGAGAGCAAACUACUAAUUUCAAUGUGGAGUGUAUCUGAAGUGAUGCGUACGUUAGCCGAUUGCAGCUUUCUUGCACCGAUAAAAUUACAAAUAUUUUACAUUUAAGAUAACAACUAUUUAACUUAUUUAAACACUUUACGAAAUUGGUUUAUGUCAAGCAAUUCUACUUUAAUAGUUAUAAUUUUGAAAACGAUGAAAUAAAACUUAACAAAUUGUGAGGAAGCGGAACUCGCGCUGAAAACUUA